CUGUUGAUUCAGUCUUUCCCUUCACCAGAAAUCUUCCCAUGCUACGUCCCCACCAAACCCAAAGAGAAAAAGUUACAAGCGAGGAUAUUUCAGUAAAUUCAAGCACACCUAGUUGAAGUGAGAAAAGCCGAACAAAACGACGACGGUUUAAACAGACGCCGACGACCCUACAUAAAAUUAUGCUAAUAGUACACCAUCACUUCAAUCCUUUCAUCUUCCGACACAUCUCUUACCGUCGAUUCUGUCUACAAAAAACGGGUCCCACCUUAUCACCACCGACUGUCACCACUACAAAUCUAAACGCCCUGUUAUUCUAUCUCUCUCCCUUGAUACCAAAGCCACAAACUCACAGCAAAAACCAGCCUUUUAAUUUCAAUUCACAUAAAUUAAAAUAAUAAUAACACAUAAAUAGAGUAAUUGUUCUUUUUCUCUUUUUUCUUCUUCUUCUUCAACCUGGCGCAGCCUUCACUCACUAUGAAACAAAAACUCGUUUAAAAUUGCAGACAAAUCAAAACACAAACCCUAAUUCCCAAUUCGUGAACGUGGAAGCUUCAGAAAUGGUUUCUCUGGAAGAAUCUCGCUCUGAUUCGAACCGUUUCCCUUUAUCACGAAGCUACCAGUAUCACUCCUCUGUUUCCUCCAAAACGCAGCGUAACAUAGGAAGAUCCAUGCGAACCAUACGAUCAAGUAUCUUCCAAGAUGAUAACAGCAGUUGCACGUUUACCGAGAGGUCCACGUGUGUAUCGGAAAAUCUCACCGAUUCCGUCGUCGACCUCCGUCUCGGCGAACUCGCUUCCCGGAACAACAAAUCCGUUAAGUCAUCUACAACAGAGCAGGACCUUCUUGAUCUCUCACAAGCCUUCAGUGAAUUCUCCGCUUGUAGCAGCGAUAUCUCCGGUGAACUACAACGGUUAGCGACUUUACCAUCGCCGGAAUGUAACCAAAUAAGCGACACCGGUGGAGAUGGUGAGCAGGAACCUGAACCGGAGCCUUGCAUGGGGUUUUUACAGAGGGAUAAUUUCUCAACGGAGAUUAUUGAAAGUAUUUCGCCGGAGGAUCUUCAACCGACAGUGAAACUCUGCAUCGACGGCCUUCAGUCUUCAUCGGUGGCUGUGAAACGAUCAGCGGCGGCGAAACUGAGAUUACUUGCCAAGAAUCGCGCCGAUAAUAGAGUUUUGAUCGGAGAAUCCGGCGCGGUUCCUUUUCUCGUUCCUUUGCUUCGAUGCAGCGAUCCGUGGACUCAAGAACACGCAGUAACAGCGCUUCUGAAUCUUUCACUUCACGAAGACAACAAGAAGCUGAUAACAAAUGCCGGAGCCGUGAAGUCGUUGAUUUACGUGCUGAAAACAGGAACUGAAACUUCGAAGCAAAACGCGGCUUGUGCGCUUCUAAGCUUAGCUUUGGUUGAGGAAAACAAAAGCUCAAUCGGAGCUUCAGGUGCGAUUCCACCGUUAGUUUCGCUUCUUCUUAACGGUUCCAACAGAGGGAAAAAAGACGCGCUAACGACGCUGUACAAGCUUUGUUCUGUUAAGCAGAACAAAGAGAGAGCGGUGAGUGCUGGCGUGGUGAAACCUCUGGUGGAGCUAGUGGCGGAGCAAGGGAAUGGUAUGAUGGAGAAAGCAAUGGUGGUGUUGAAUAGCUUAGCGGGGAUUGAGGAAGGGAAGGAUGCGAUUGUUGAAGAAGGUGGAAUUGCGGCUCUUGUUGAAGCCAUUGAAGAUGGGUCUUUGAAAGGAAAGGAAUUUGCUGUUUUAACUCUUUUGCAGCUUUGUGCUGACAGUGUUACCAACAGAGGGUUACUUGUUAGAGAAGGUGGGAUUCCUCCUCUUGUUGCUCUUUCUCAGAAUGGAACUCCUCGAGCUAAGCAUAAGGCUGAGACACUCCUUCGAUAUUUGAGAGAAUCAAGACAAGAAGCAUCGACUUCAACUUCUUAGAGAAGUAAUUGCAUAUUUGAGUUAUUAGUUAGGAAGGUAAUUAUACAAUGUAAUUGAUUAUUAUUAUGUAUAUAGUGGUUUGGCUGGUUUGUACAGUGUGGCAAACAUAUUUAGAAGGAUGUUUAUGGAAGUUAGAAGAAGCUAGCAAUCUAAAACACUAUAUAGGCUGACCCUUUAGAUGCAUGAAUAUAGCUAGGUUUGGCAUUUUGCUUUCCCUUGUUUCAAUUUGUUGUGUUUCCUGGUUUGACACAUGGUUGUCUUUGAGUUUUGGGUUGAUUAGGUUUUUAAAAAUGUAUUUCUUAUAGAUGACCCCUAGUUUUAUGAAAAAGGGUUUCUGAUUUUAUCAUUGUAUGUUUUAUGUACUUCCCGCAUGUUGCGAAAGUGUGGAGUUAGUACUAUUGUAUCUGUGUGCAUAAUUUCCAUUUGGAGCUUGAGUUU
Messenger RNA from Cicer arietinum (chickpea), 2369 nucleotides. RefSeq lists its product as uncharacterized. Gene Ontology annotation, molecular function: protein binding. The record is from RefSeq and is a predicted model, not a curated record. Lineage: Eukaryota; Viridiplantae; Streptophyta; Magnoliopsida; Fabales; Fabaceae.